This is a messenger RNA of Photinus pyralis (common eastern firefly), 2674 nucleotides long. Its product is annotated as protein regulator of cytokinesis 1-like. Gene Ontology annotation, molecular function: microtubule binding. The transcript has 8 exons. The record is from RefSeq and is a predicted model, not a curated record. Gene Ontology annotation, cellular component: cytoplasm; mitotic spindle midzone; spindle. The coding region runs from base 192 to 2000 and encodes 602 amino acids. Gene Ontology annotation, biological process: mitotic spindle midzone assembly; microtubule cytoskeleton organization. NCBI's taxonomy places the organism in Eukaryota, Metazoa, Arthropoda, Insecta, Coleoptera, Lampyridae.
ACUGUCAGUUGUGUUGUAUUUCAAAUUUGUGUUAACGGUCGUACCGGCUUCAUCUGGGAGGAUAACCGUUGUGAAACGUUUUUACGUAGAUUUUAGAUUUCUCUGAGCUUUUGUAGUUGUUUUCAGUGCAGGAAUUUGUGUUUUUUUCGUUUACUUAAGUGACAUAACUGGAUUUGUUUCCACAUUUUAAAAUGGCCGCAUUAAACAAUUUUGAACAGCUGUUACAAAACGUUACAAACAUUUCCGAAGAAAAGACGAAGAAGUGGUGGGACGUUGUUGUCAGUAUGAUGGGCACAAAUGACGUGACAGUGCAUUGGAGUCAGAUUUUUGUGAAACAAGUUACGGAAUUAUUCGACGAGAUGAUUGAUGAAUCGAUUCAAAAACGUCUUGAAAUGCUGAACAAGAUCGAGGUGCUAUUACAAAAAUCGUCCUCGCUGUGCAAGGACUUGAAUAUAAAAUUGCCGAGUUACGGAUCCCAACAGUUAACAUUGUGUGAAGAACAAGAAUACCUUUUAACGUGGAUCAGCAGGCACGAACAAAAGUUAGAAGAAAUAAAGACAGAAAUUAAAAAACUAAAUAAAGAAGAAAUGUUGCUAAUGAAAUCUUUAGGAAGAACCCCCUGUCCAUUACCCGUAAAUCCGCUACCUUGCAACGAUACCAUUACAAAAUUUAAAGCCCAUCUGGAAGAGCUCGAGUCUUUAAAAUUCGAGCGAGAAGAACAAUAUUUCGCCGCGAAAUCUGAAAUAUUGAACCUUGUCGAAGAGCUUCAAUACGAGCCGGCUUUAGAUUUCGAACGUGCUGUCUUAUCACAAAAUGAUUCGUUGUUCGAGGUCUCCGACCCUAAUAUGGAGAAAGUGCACUCAUUUCUGGAUUCAUUAAAGCAGCUCUCGGCCGAAAUGAAAGAGGAGAUCGCCAGUUUGAGAGAAAAGCUUAACUCGAUGUGGGACUUGCUCAACGAAGAUUUGAGAGUACGUGCGGAUUUUGCGAAGAAGACCACCUACAACAGUAAGCAAACGUUAAAAGCCCUCCAAGAGGAGGUUGCACGAUACGAAGAUCUUAAAAGAGCUAAUAUAGAGCAAUUCGUGUCGCGUGUUCGUAAGGAGCUGGUGACUUUGUGGGAAAAGUGCCAUAUUAGCGAAGAGGAAAGAUCUAGGUUUGAGUACUUCAAUAGUGAGGUAUAUAGUGAGGAUCUAUUGAGUAUUCAUGACUUAGAGCUGAGAAAGUUACAUGUUUACUACAGCAACAACAGUGACUUAUUUGCACUGCUGGAAAAGCGUUCUGAACUGUGGAGUAGAAUGUUGGAAUUGGAGAAUAAUGCUUCGGCUCCUGAUCGUUUGAAAAAUCGGGGUUGCCAGUUAUUGAAGGAAGAAAAAGAAAGAAAUACGCUGCAAAAACGUCUACCAAAGAUAGAACAAGAGCUGAUACGUCUGGCAGAUCUGUAUGCAGUAAAACACAAAAAACCUUUCUAUUCGUACAGUAAGACUGUGCAUGAGAUCAUUGCUGAGACCCAUAGCACUCUUGAUGAGGAUAAAAAACAGAAACUAAGUAUUCUGAAGCAGAAAAGGGAGCAGACACUUACGCCAGGUAAACUGGGAAUGACGUCCAGUUUGAGUGUUCACAAUUUGGCCCAAACGCCACAAACUGGCAGCAAAAGGAAACUGCUGAUGCCCUUCGAGCCGCCGUCAACAAGAUCGAAGAUUCUUCAUGAACGAAAUUUUCCCGCGACAGCUCCAUCCAAAUUGGCACACGCGCAACACACGGGUCGCUCACAUUACAAUACCGAGAGGGCAAAACGCAUUCAAAAAUGUCGUCGUUUGUCUCGAAGAAAAUUACAAAACGACCUCGAAAACGUUUCGACAGAAUACAACAUGUUCGAGAAGGAUUUGGCUCACAAAGAAGGGUGCAGAAGCACCUUGUAUGAUAAGGAGAAUGUACUCGCCAUACCUUUACCUGCGACACCACAGCCGGGCAGAACAAAUUAUGAGAAUUGCAAAUUUUAAUUAAUUAGAUUUAAUAUUGUUAACAUUUUAAAUGUAUGGUGUUUAUUUUAUUUAUUUUUCCUUUAGUUAUUUGUAAAUUUGUAUCAUUUAAAUAUGUGCAAAAUAGUAUUAUAUUUUUAUAUAUAUAUUUAAUAUUUUUUUUAUUAUUGAUUAAUUUCUUUUUAACAGAAACUCGCUUUCUGAUGAUGUAUAUAUGUAUAUAUUUUACUCUAAGCACUACAAAUAGGUUUAAAAGAAGAUAUUAGUGAAGUACUAAUAAAAAAACUAACAAAUUUCGAUAUUAAAUAUUGAGACAGACCGGACAGACUAAGAUAUCGAGAAUCAAUCUAUUUAAAUGAUCACACCUUUAUUUUAUAAAUAACACUUGAAAUUUUACUCAAGAAGCUGCUUUGAGAAUCGUCAAAUGUUUCUACUUAUAAACGCAUUUUGAAGUAUAAUUGUAACAAUUUUUCUGUGAUCGCAUUUCAACAGUGUGAUGAUUUUUUCAAAUAGUUUAGGAAUUCGUUAAAAAAAUUUCCUCUCAAUAGUCAAACAGAAGUAAACAAUGUCUUCUUGGCUGCGUACUUGAUUACCAUAUUUGACACGGAGCGGUUGCAUUAUAAUAGAAAAAUCGGUACUUUAGAAAACCACAAUAAAUAGAAAGUUAAUUUGUACUUAUAGUAAUACUAAUUUGG